This is a messenger RNA of Sus scrofa (pig), 6569 nucleotides long. Lineage: Eukaryota; Metazoa; Chordata; Mammalia; Artiodactyla; Suidae. The record is from RefSeq and is a predicted model, not a curated record.
CUGGGGUGGGGACAGUGAAGGCUGGGGGAGAGAAGCAGAGAAUGAAAGCAGGUGGGGAGGAAAGGGAAGUAGGUCAGAUAGGGUGCUGGUCCCCCAUUCCAAGCCAAGGCCGAGAGAACCAGCCCCUGAUCCUAUGGCUGCCCAGAUGGCAUCAUGCUGCCUGAGGCACUGCCUAGUACUGGGCAUUUGGGGUCAGAAGUCACUGCCCAGAGGCCUGCUCAGAUGGAAGAGUGUUGCCCUGGUACUGCCCCCUUCUUGGUGGCUGAGAGACCCAGUUCUGGCCCAAAGCCGAGGUCCUAAAACAGGUAGUAGAUGGGCUCCAGGCCGGGCACUGCCCUCUGAUAGAAGCCUCUGGGCCUGCUUCAGGGCUUCCUGCCUCCAGCCGGCUCAGCUCCCUGACCUUCUGAGUGAAGACCGCCCUGCCACCAGGCCUUGGGGCCUAUGCCUGUUUUGGCCUAAGGCUGAAGAGGAGGGUGGGGGAGGAAGGUGGGGACAGGCAGAGGGAUAGGACCCUGGCAUGGGGUGUGCCCGCCCUGGCCUCUUCCCCCUCCUUCUGCUGAGUAAACUCGUGAGUAAACUUGACGUUUUGCCCGGACAGUUUGAAGUUGCCUCGCCGCCCCCCCACCCCCAGUCCUGCCAACACACAGGCGGCCAGGCGCCAAGGCGGGCCUGGGGGACUGGGGGAAGGGGUUAGGGCUACUGUCAUCCACCAUCGAGGGCCUUAGAGAGGCAAGAAUGACCCCCACCCCCACCCCCACCCAGCCAGACCCAGGUCUUGGCAAGAGUCUUGGCUGGGGCCUGGAAGCAUCUGUCCCAGGGCCUCGGGGAGCCCAGGGAAAGUGGCCUGGAAACAGAGGCUCUGCCCACUUCUGACUUCCACCCCUACUAAGGAAAGGCACCCAACUGCCAUCUGGUCCCCUGAUUUGCCACCUUCAAUGUUCACAGGCUGCCUGGCACAAGGGGAAAGCUACCUUUAGCAAAUUCCACAGGGAGACCAGACCGGUAUGCCCUCUUUAUUCUGUCCCGCAGCCUGGAAUGGGUGGGAGGCUGGUGGUCUUCCUUGACUUCUCAACCCUAUCCUCACUGAGGCCCCCCAGCUGUCGUGGCCUUGGCCCCAGAGGAUGGCGUCGUCAUUUGCCAGCACAGUGCCUUGACCCCACGCCUGGGCCUAACCCCACACACAUCUCCCUCUGCUCUCCUACCCGUCAGGCUUGGCCCUGACCUCCCCCAACCCCUUCCUCUACCUUCUCGCUUCCUAGAACCGAGUCAGCCUUCAGAGCUCUCCAGCCAAAAAAUACCUGUGCCAGAUGCAGGGGUGGAGGGUGCCCCAGACAAAAGAAGGCUGGUGGCAGGUAAACGGAGCCAGUGACCCCCACAAACACAGCAAUUUACUAUUACUUGACAUCCCUAAUUCCUCUUAUGGCUCCCAGGCCACCAGAAUGGCAGGGGGAAAGGCCGUCCCAGCCCCUGCUGGGCCUCGGAGUGGGGCUCCACCAGGCCCUUGCUUUCGACCUCAUGUCUCUGGCUUCAGUUUCCUUCCUGUUUCCACCGCCCCCCCCAACUCCUCCCCACCCAUAUGCCCCUUUCAACAGACAUCCUCUCCUCCUUCCUUCCUCCUUUCCUCCCCCUUUGCCCGGGAGUAGGGGGUCCUCUCCUCCCACCAUGGACCUCCUGCCUUUUACCUCUUCUAAACACAGUCCCCUUGGAGAUUCAUGACCAAGUCCUUUGCUCUGCCCUCCCCACUCCAUCAGCCCAGGUCUUCUCAAGGGAACUACAACUCCCAAUGUACAUGCAAACCAACUGUGGUGCAUACUGGGAGUUGUAGUCCUUGAUCUCUCAAUUUGGUUCAGUCUGGAAAUUUUUCUGGAUGGGAGUAAAAGUAGGCUGGGAUGAAUUGGAAUGUGGGUACUCUCUGCAUUCCCCCCACCUUAUCCUCACUGUCUUGUUCCCACCUGACACCAUGUACCCAUAAGUGACAUCCAUCCCCCAGCUGAGACAGGCUACCCAUUCUCACCUUAGGACCCCACCCAAGAGAUGCCCACACCCUGCCCUGCUGCCCCUGGCAAGGGUGAAAUGGAGGGGCCCCAUGAACUCUCUCCCUGCCCCCUGCCCCCUGCCCUCUAGGCUGGUUCCCUCCCUUUAUGGGGAUCAAAGGGCAUAGAACAGCCCCACCCCACUCCCUGCAGGCUGCGGGCACUAGAGCUCUCAGGAGUUGCAGGGACUUUGGUGCCCAAGCAAAUGCUUGGGCAGGGGGAAUGCUGGGAGGCUGGCACCUGGUGGCAGGGAGAGACACUGGCCCCUACCUUGGGGAAUGGAGCCUUCCAUAACCGCUCAUUGAGCUGUCCACAGCACCCUGGGCUCUCUGUGUGUGGACCCUAACCCAUGCACUGCCUCUUGAGGAGAUAGCUUGAGAACAGGGUCUUGGGCCCUAUCUGUAGGACCUAGGGGCCUGGGCCUGCCUAGCUGGCACAAAGGCAGAAGGGUGACCCUCCCCCACCCCAGGCCCACAGUUGGCAUAGGGCGCUGGGAGCCAGGGGGGUAGGAGGGAGAGGAGGGCAGGACUGCCAGCAUCCUGGUGGGUAGGUGCCAACCGGGCCGGGAGCUGGUGAGGGGCAGCAGGCCAGCAGCAUUGAGCCAGCAGCUGUUGGGGGGAAAGGGGAGGAGAUAUUUUAGGGGGCAUUUCUGUGAUCCUCCCUCCCAGCCCAGAAGGACUUGGGAUGGCCUAGUGUCUGGGGGACCCAGGGCACCCCUCGUUCCAGGAAGAAGAGACCCCAGAAAUUGUCUAAGUGGAACCUUGUGGCCCACCCAUCUCUGGGCUCAGAGCCCUCCUGAGUUGCCCCUCAGGCCCAGGCGGGUCCCACCCAACCGGCCAGGGUGGCAGCAGCUUACGCAAGGGGUGGGGCUAGGCUCUUCCCAGCAGAUGCCCCCUCCCUUCUCCUUCCUCUUUCGGUGCCCACAGCUCCCCCAUCUGUCCACCCCCCCUCAGGCCAGCUCUGUCCCCCUGAUCCCCCUGGCCACUGGGGGCUGGCACAAGUGCUGCCCCCUGGCCUGGUUGGCAGGGGCCUGGCGCCCGGGCAAGGAACUGUGGAGAAGAUGGGGAGUCCUGAGGAUGACCUGAUCGGGAUUCCAUUCCCAGACCACAGCAGCGAGCUCCUGAGCUGCCUCAAUGAGCAGCGCCAGCUGGGCCACCUAUGUGAUCUCACAAUCCGGACGCAGGGCCUUGAAUACCGCACCCACCGGGCUGUGCUGGCUGCCUGCAGCCACUACUUCAAGAAGCUCUUCACCGAGGGCGGUGGGGGAGCGGUCAUGGGUGCUGGGGGCGGUGGGACGGCCCCUGGGGGAGCAGGGGGCGGCGUGUGUGAGCUGGACUUUGUGGGGCCAGAGGCACUGGGUGCCCUGCUCGAGUUUGCCUACACAGCCACACUGACCACCAGCAGCGCCAACAUGCCGGCCGUGCUCCAGGCUGCCCGGCUGCUGGAGAUCCCCUGUGUCAUCGCUGCCUGCAUGGAGAUCCUGCAGGGCAGCGGACUGGAAGCUCCCAGCCCCGACGAGGACGACUGUGAGCGAGCUCGUCAGUACCUGGAGGCCUUCGCUACAGCCACAGCCUCCGCCUCGGCCGCAGGAGUUCCCAACGGAGAAGAGAGCCCCCCGCAGGUGCCCCCGCCACCACCACCACCGCCGCCUCGGCCUGUUGCCCGCCGCAGCCGCAAGCCCCGGAAAGCUUUCCUGCAGACCAAGGGAGCCCGGGCGAACCACCUCGUGCCCGACGUGCCCAUGGUGCCCGCCCAUCCCUUGACCUACGAGGAGGAGGAAGAGGCGGCGGGCCGCGUGGGCAGCAGUGGGGGCAGCGGGCUAGGGGACAGCUACAGCCCUCCCACAGGGACUGCCUCUCCCCCUGAGGGGCCCCUGAACUAUGAGGCCUAUGAGGGUGAGGAAGAAGAGGAGGAGCUGGUCUACCCCCAGACCUACGGGCUGACGCAGGGCGGCGGACCCCCGCUGUCUCCAGAGGAGCUGGGCUCAGAUGAGGACGCCAUCGAUCCUGACCUGAUGGCCUACCUGAGUUCCCUGCACCAGGACGCCCUGGCGCCAGGCCUGGAUGGCCAGGACAAGCUAGUGCGCAAACGCCGCUCCCAGAUGCCCCAGGAGUGCCCGGUCUGCCACAAGAUCAUCCACGGGGCGGGCAAGCUGCCGCGCCACAUGAGGACCCAUACGGGUGAGAAGCCCUUUGCCUGUGAAGUGUGCGGCGUCCGUUUCACCCGGAAUGACAAGCUGAAGAUCCACAUGCGGAAGCACACAGGAGAGCGCCCCUACUCCUGCCCGCACUGCCCAGCCCGCUUCCUGCACAGCUACGACCUCAAGAACCACAUGCACCUGCACACAGGGGACCGGCCCUAUGAGUGCCACCUGUGCCACAAGGCUUUCGCCAAGGAGGACCACCUGCAGCGCCACCUCAAGGGCCAGAACUGCCUGGAGGUGCGCACCCGGCGGCGCCGCAAGGACGAUGCGCCCCCUCACUACCCCCCACCCUCUGCGGCCACCCCGUCCCCUGCUGGCCUCGAUCUCUCCAAUGGCCACCUGGACAACUUCCGCCUCUCUCUGGCUCGAUUCUGGGAGCAGUCAGCCCCUACCGGGCCCCCGGUCUCCACCCCAGGGCCCCCUGAUGACGAUGAGGAGGAAGGGGCACCCGCCACACCUCAGGCCGAAGGUGCCAUGGAGUCCUCUUAAAGAGGGACCAGUGGCUGAGCUGGAGCAGCACCGGGCCGGGGACGCCCAUGCCAAGCAGUGGGAGUGUGUAGCACAGACGGUGCUGGGGGACCGGGGCAUUGAGCCUCCCUGGCAUUGGAAAUAGGCCCCUUGCCCCAGAACCCUCAUUCCAGUUCCAAGCUGAGAAGGUGUGGGGGCAGAGGCUCCCCAGAUUGGGGUGCUCUCCCAAGGAGUGAAACAUAUGACAUGUAUAUAUUUACAGCUCUAUUGUAAAGGUGGGGUCCCUGUCCCCAGCUGCUCCUGGGGAGUAGAAGCAAUAAUGUAUUUCUGAUUUGUGGGGUCCCUCUUCGGCUAUGCGGGUUUCUAGGGGGUGGGGGGCUUGGGACCAAAGCCUCGCCCCGCCCCCACGCCCCUUGGGGUUUUGGCUGUGUAAGGGGCUGAAGGACUGCCCCUCCCUUUCAAGACCCCUCCUUCCUGGUUUCUGUUCCCUUUUCCUGGCAGUGAAUUAUGCAAAGGGGGGCGGCAAAGGAAGGGUAAGUGGGGGGAAAGCAAGGUAGAAGCUUGAAAGACUGGGGGACUGGGCCUGUAAGGAAGGAGCCAUCCUAGUCCCCCUCCGCCCUGCUCCCAGCGCUGAGUCAUGGGGUCCUGGAGAAGGGGGCGGGGUGGCCUGAUUGGCUCGCCCGCCCCUGGGGGCAGCGGGAGGGGCCCGCCCAGCUAGGGGAGCCGCUCGCUGGUUCUCCUCCCCUGCCCUCCCCUCCCGCGUCCCCGGGCAGGGAAUGUCUUGUUCCCGCCGCUCCCUCCCCGGGGCCAGAGGGCAGGGCGGGCCGGGCGGUGUCCUACCCUCGUCUCCUCCUCCCCACCUCCUCCCCGCCCAGGUGCAAGCCGGAGCCGCCGCGCCACCACCACCGCUGCCGCCCCUGACUCACGCCGCCCCCGGGCUGGCGCGGUGCAGGGUGUGGGACCGGGUGAGGGGUUGGGGGGAGCCUUGCGGAGAACGGGCGAGCCGGCGCCAUCUGGCGGUCGUGCCCGGCGCGGGCGAGCGCCCCCGGCGGCCACUGCCAGCCAACCGUCUUCGCUCACCUCCGCCAUCCCCAGCUGGUGAGCGGCGCCCCCUUGCCAAGGCCAUGGGCAAAUAACUUCUUGCUCGGCCGCAGGGAAAGUGGGCUCCGGACCUGUGGGAAAGGGAUCCUUUCCCCAGACCCUGGCCGGCCAGGCUUCCGGUUGGGUUGGGGAAAAUAAUCCCCCUUAGGAUUGAAUCCACCCCCGUUCUGUACAUAGCCUUUUCUGUUGGUCUUGUUGAAAUCUAGUUUCAGAUUUUUAACUACCCAAUUCUGCUGGGGGUGGGGGUGUCCCCCCCUCUUCCUCGCUGGGUGCUGGACCCCGUUCGGCCUGGGCUCUGCCUUGCACUAUUUCCCCUCCCUGGCCUGGCGGCCCCUCCCCCUCCUUAAAAGGGGCAGGUUCAGGGGCCCGGUGCUCUCCCUCCCUCCCGUUGCACCCCCAUGCCCAUUUGCACAGCUGCCCAGGCACCCCCAUUAGUUGGGGGGGGUCGCAGGGAGGGGGUAGCGGGACCAGUCCUUGUAUCUAUUUAAAAAGUGAUGAUGUAAUAUAUUGGGGUAGGGGGAGGUCAGGUUGCCCUGGGCCUCAUCUUAGCAUUUCAGGUGAUGGGGGAGCCUGGGGCUGAGGAGACCUGGGGCCUAGCCCCAGGGAGUGAGGACAAUGUGGCCUCCCCCCUCCCCCCUUGCGGCUUCUCCACUCAGUGCCUUAGGGGGGGAGGCAGUCCCCCCUCUCCUGUUCCCUUCCCCUUGCCCUGCCCCCCACCUCGGGUGUAAGCGACAGGAAGAAAUAAUAAUAAUUUAAGAUUCACA